GUGAGAGGGGGUGACAGCCACGCUCUACGGACACACGGGUGCUUGCCUCCGUCAUCCUCCAUCGACGGCAUCGCCAUCCGUCCCUCCUCCCUCCCUCGCCGCGGUGCACAAUCUGCCCUUUUCCCUCUCAAUCCAGCUUUGCAUCUGAAUGACGGGCGGAAGGUUCGACUUCGACGACGGUGGCACAUAUUGCGGGGGUUGGGAAGAUGGCAAAGCCCACGGACACGGCAUCUGCACCGGACCCAAGGGCCAGGGCGAGUACGCAGGCUCCUGGUCGCACGGCUUCGAGAUAGUCGGCGUGUACACCUGGCCCAGUGGGAACACCUACAAGGGAUACUGGUCCCAGGGCAAGAGACAUGGGCUCGGCGUGGAGAAUAAAGGAAAGUGGAUCUACCGCGGGGAGUGGAGCCAUGGCUUCAAGGGGCGCUACGGCGUCCGGCAGAGCCACAAUACACCUGCGAGAUACGACGGCACCUGGAGCAACGGGCUCCAAGAUGGAUAUGGCAUUGAAACAUACGGCGACGGAGGCACCUAUCAAGGCCAGUGGAUGGGCGGCAUGCGUCACGGCUACGGCGUGCGCCAGAGUGUCCCGUAUGGGAUGGCGACUGUUAUCCGUUCACCUCUGCGUACAUCCAUGGCUUCCCUGCGCUCCGAGCAGAGCAACGGCACCGUGCUUCAGGACCUCUCCUCCCCCGCAGACACGCCCACAGGCAACCGCGGCGGCUUUGUGCUCAACUUCCACUCAGACAGCGAGGUUGUGACAGGCAAGAAGAAAGGUCUCUUCCGCCGGGGCUCCCUCUUCGGUAGCCUACGGCAGCUGCGUAAGUCCGACUCCCGGACCUCCAUCUCCAGCAAACGCAGCUCGGCACGCAGCGACGCCACUAUGAGCCGCAUCAGCUCCAGCGACGCCAACUCCACAAUAUCCAUCGGCGAUGGUGAGCUGCAGGACGAGGACCUUCUCUUGGAGGACCACGUGGAUGCCACCACCACCGAGACCUACAUGGGAGAAUGGAAGAACGACAAACGCAACGGAUUUGGCGUUUCGGAGAGAUCCAACGGGAUGAAGUAUGAAGGAGAAUGGCUGAACAACAAGCGCCAUGGUUAUGGCUGCACAGUUUUCCCAGAUAGCACUAAAGAAGAAGGGAAGUACAAAAAUAAUGUGCUCGUGCGUGGAAUUAGGAAGCAGCUGAUUCCUCUAAAGAAUCCCAAAACCAAAGAGAAGGUGGAUCGGGCAGUUGAGGGAGCGCAGAGGGCUGCAGCCAUCGCCAGAAGCAAAGUGGAAAUAGCUUCUUCUAGGACGGCCCAUGCCAGGACUAAAAGCGAGGCUGCAGACCAGGCCGCCGUCUCUGCCGUGCAUGACUCAGAAAUCGCCAGAUCGGUUGCAAGGGAGCUCGCGCCCAACUUCUAUCAGCCAGGGCCAGAUUACGUAAAACAGCAGUUUAAAGAGCCCGUGGAGAUUAAAGAGGUCCCUGUCGAAAAGAAGGACAGCUCGCCGAGUGAUUCUCCUCACUUUUAUCGCAAAGGCACCACUCCCCCUCGUUCCCCAGACAACAAUCCCAUGGGAUCCUCUCCCCCCUCCCCUCACUCCAGCAAGAAGAAAGGGCAUCUCUCCAACAGCAACGGCCGCAAAACCAGCAAGGAAGAACAAGUGUCCCGUAAAAUAAGCAAGGAGGAGAAGUCGUCCCAUAAAACCAGCAAAGACGAACAUUCUAGCAAGAAGAAAGAGGAGCGGUCGUCCGUCCCGGAUGGGCCUAAAAGUUCUCAUAAGCACAUCGAAGCACCCCCUAAACCUGCUAAAGCUCAGCAGGUGAGCCCGCCGUCUGCUGCUCCCCCUCAACCUACCGCACAACCUCCUGCCAUCCCGGUCAACGGCCAGCUCCACACAGAGUACCACAGCUACUAUGUCAAAGCCCCCGUCAAAGGCCCUCCACCCCCUGACCCAGAGGAGGACCCUGAGGAAGAGCCGAGUGCCCUGGUUCUGGCACGUCUGCCACCACAACCCAGGUCUGUUAGUACUCCGACACCGAAGCCGGACUCCAUACGGCAGAGCAAGAACGAACCGAAACUCAGGAAGCAAGAUUCCCUCAAGCCAAAGAGCCUCGCUGACACAAAGAAAGCCAGCAUGGAGAUUGCAGAAAGCACGGAGGAAACGGGUCCCAACUCCAUCCUUGUUGCUAUGGUAAUGCUGUUGAAUAUUGGCCUUGCAAUUAUUUUUGUCCAUUUUCUGACAUGAUAGUGCUCAUUCUCAGUGAAAACACGGCAAGCUAUGCAGCUGCAUCGCCGGCCUCGGAAAAAAAAUGAAAACGGCGCCAACAAGUCCGGGUGGCGGCCGGAGGUGUUUGGUUAACAGCAUGACACCGGGGAGGAAAAUCGAGAGGGGGACGGGCGUCACCGCGUGGACCCCUCCCCCCACCAAUUCCUAUAGGCUUCUGGAAAAUCUGAGGUGACAGGUCGUGUCUAGUAAGUUUUAACAAACCAAUCAAAACAUAGUUGAAGUCAUUUUGAACACCCGCUGGUGCCGGGCCGGGCCGUGAGGAGGACCGACGGACUUUGCUGCUGGAAGAAAGCCGAGCUGCACUUUUAGAUGACGGGAGCAAACAGCUGCCUUUCUAUUUUGCCAUCACGAGGAGGUGAGGUGGUGGGUUAGGGCGGGGUGUGGAGCAGCCCCAUAUGGGAGCUUUUGGCGGGUGCUUUUCAAGAGAAGGGGGCGGAGGGGUUCCCAGGAAGCUUGUCUGUUGCUAAGCAGUCACUCGCCAGUCUUACCUCCAUGUUUGUCGAGCUCCAUCCACACUGCCCCCUCAUUGCAUGAACUCUUUAUUUUAUUGAUUUUUUUUCUUCUCGGGGUGGUGGUUACACCUUUUUAUUGUGAAAAUGCCCCUCACACCAAUUGUCAUGUAAGUGCAAUAUGUUCUAUUUUUUCCUAAAGUAUAUUUUGCCAAAACAACAAAGAAAUUAUAUUGACAGACUGAACAGGAAGAGAGCAUGCUGAUUGACAGCUGGCGAAAGGAAAGUUUAUUGAAGCCAGCUGUCCAGAGUGAUGUCUUAUUGUGUUAUUUAUUGAAAUUGACGUCUCCCCUGUCCUCCAUUGUUUUUCAAAACGCCGCUGCUUGCAUGCCGGGCAUUCAAACCGUAUUUGAAGGUUACAGGUUGAUGCAGUGGGGAAAGGAUGCCUUUAAAAGUCUUUAACAGUACUACUGUGUACCUCAUUAAAAGAUGAGGAAGUGGGGUUUCUAUGGGGGUGGGGGAUUUGACAGAUGCCAUCCUUGUCUUAAUAUUGUGCAAGAUACUCGUGACUGUUGUCAUCUCCUUCAGUCAUGCUUUUUAAUGAGUUUACUUGCCUCAUUUGUCCUCUCUGUCGCAGCUAAAGCAUGUGUUUCUUUGACUUUAAAAAAAAAGAAAGAAAAAAAAGACUACUUAUUUAGUUUAUUGAAAUGAAUAUGAAGGUUAGGUGUGUGUCAUCAUUAGGGAUUAAUCAGCUAUGGGGAAGAUUAAUCAUCAAUCAAACUGGUCGUAUUUAAAUACAGUUGUGCCUCGGGAUACAAGCUGUCUCUCUGUUUUAGGUUAAGAGCAAAAGUUUGGGUUACGAGCCCCCCCAUCCGCUUGUUGGCGUAGCGAAUGUCACAGUGAACCCCGUAAGGAUGUAUACCCUGUACUGGUACCUUUUUGGUAGCAGUUCCUAAUUGGGUGGGUCCAGAAAGACCGUUAAGAUUCUGGACUAAUGAUACUGCCAUCUGUAUUUUUUUAUUCAGCUGACCGUCGCAAUAAUGAUACGUUGGUGCCGCUACUCCGCACGGGUAGAUGGUACCGUAUUUUUCGGACUAUAAAUCGCUCCGGAGAAUAUGUCGCACCGGCCGAAAAUGCACAAUAAAGAAGGAAAAAAACAUAUAUACAACGCACUGGAGUAUAAGUCGCAUUUUUGGGGGAAAUUUAUUUGAUAAAAUCCAACACCAAGAAUAGACAUUUGAAAGGCAAUUUAAAAUAAAUAAAGAAUAGUGAACAACAGGCUGAAUAAGUGUACGUUAUAUGACGCAUAAAUAACCAACUGAGAACGUGCCUGGUAUGUUAACGCAACACAUUAUGGCAAGAGUCAUUCAAAUAACUAUAACAUAUAAAACAUGCUGUACGUUUACCAAUUAAUCUGUCACUCCCGAUCGCUAAAUCCGAGGAAAUCUUCCUCCCCGGUGUCGCCUCUGGUAUGCGCCGUUUGCUUUCUUUCUGCUGCUCGAUCGCCGUUUUCUGCUGCAUAUUUCACUACGUCCGGCUUGUAAUCUGCAGUAUAUGAUUUCCUUUUCGGUGCCAUUUUAGUUCAGCCCUUCUCAGUUUUAUAAAUUACCGCCAAUGUUGAAAUAAACCAUUUUAAUAGCUACGGAUGUAGCAGCAGUUAGCAUCCCAUGACCCACAAUGCACUUCUGCCAUGACGCACAUGACCCGCCCCCGCCAAAUUCUUAUUGGUUGACGUGUGUGACGAUUGCUGACGUGUGUGUGACGAUUGCGGACAUUUGCUUCGUCUCCUACGCGAAUGAGAUAAAUAAUAUUUGAUAUUUUACGGUAAUGUGUUAAUAAUUUCACACAUAAGUCGCUCCGGAGUAUAUGUUGCACCCCCGGCCAAGCUAUGAAAAAAACUGCGAUUUAUAAUCCGAAAAAUACGGUAAUCGGCUUGGAAUAAUCACAAAUAAGGAAGCAACACCACAUGAAAGUUUUAACACAACUUCUUUCCUUUUUAACACAAUUUCCUCCUAGUCGCCAAAGUCACGCACGCUAGUAAGUGAAAGACUACGUUUACACCAAAGAUGACGCAAAAGUUGCAUUCAGGACACAUUGCCGUUUAGACUAAAGUCACGUUUAAAAAGAUCCGAUUCCAAUCAGAUUUAGACUACCUCCUGAUGUGGCCAGAUUUUAAGCACUUUGGGCGUUUAGACUGGCAAAAAAAAUCUGAUCUGUCACUUGAUGGCAAAGAAAUCAGGAAAUCACUGUCCUAUAAACGAUCCAGUAAUCCACAGGCCAAUAUUAAUCUACUCAAAAAGAGUGAAAAUGUAAAAUUAUCACUGGGUCUUAUUAUUUAUAUGAUACACACACGACACAGACACAUAUACGCCGGUGGCUGUCAUUACUGGCUUCUGGUUUGUCACUCAAAUAGGUCCAUGUGCAACAUAAACACGAAUAACAAUUCCUAUUUUAACAAAAUGCACACCCACUUAACAUGCUAAUAGAUUGUGUUGAUUUGUAUUGUAUAUUUGAUAUGAGAUAUUAUUUAAAAGGUCUGUGAAUGAACACGAAUACCAUACAUUAAUAUUAUUGUAUUAUAUCUUUGUUGUUUAAUACUUUAUUACUAUUAUUUUAAAUGCCAUUAUAGGGACGAGCAGUAGAAAAUGGACAAAUGAAGAUACUGAGUGUAACUGUAAUGAAUAGAAACACAGAGAUGGAUCUGUGUGGUCUUUACAAGGUGAUGACGUAACAACUGCAUUGCAUCUUGCGCUGCAAACAUAGUUGACUUGUUGAAGACUUUAAGAGCAGGUGUUGAUAAAAGACUUCCCUGCUGUCAGAUACAUUGUUGCUGGUGCCCAACCUAUUGUGCAAAUCAAAAUGCUAAUAAAAAUGCAUAUUUUCACAUCUUUAUUUACACAAACUACAUAUAGUAGCGAAUAUCGAUAUCGGUAUUGGUGUCGAUAUCGAUAAAAUCCUAACAAUAUACAUCCCUAGAACCCCGUAAGAUCGGAACAUAAUAUUAACUUUAACUUUAACUUAUAGCUAGAGCUUGACUUAACUUUGUUUUUUCAACUAGGGGAACGAAGAAAAUGAGUGAAGGACAGUACUGAGGAGAAGAAGUUGGUUACAUUCAUUGAAUUAAAGAAAUAAAUCUUCGUCAGGGUGGCUUGGUUCAGAUGGUCGUCCAGAGGUUGUUACCAAUCCCGCUUUUGCCAUCCUAGUCACCGUAAUUGUGUCCUUGGGCAAAACAGUUCGAUAACAAUACAAACAGAUAAAGGAUGCAUAAUGAGUGUAUGGCACACUCACUAGCUUCAUUGAACCUGCAUUGAUACUGUGUUGGUGUUUCAUAAUGGCCGUGCGCUAUCCGCUGGAUUAAAAAAGUCACUACUUUUGAACUGCAAAUAAAAUUUACAGUUAGCAAAAAAAAAAAAAUUAAUGGAUAGUUGGACAGAAAGGAAUAUGGAAUGCACUCUGGUAAGUGAUCCAAAUGGUAAACAAGAAAAUAAGAAAAUAUACCUUAUUGGCACAAUAACAUCAAAAUGGUCCCACAUUUCAAAAUGUUUCCCUUUUCUUAGUUUCAAUUAGAUUGAUGACAGUGAAGAAAACCGAUAUCAAUCGCGACACGCCACUCCUUCAACUUCAUUUAGUAUGAGCUGACACUCAUGAGCACUUCCUGAUAAACACAGUUUGGCGCUUUGCAGUUAAAUGACACAGCAGCUGUAUCGGAAACAUGUUUAGUUUGUUUUAAGUGACACACACAUUAAGGCACUGAGGGACACAGUAGCACUUCUUGUGCUUCAUAUUGCAUCGAUGUAUCAGUAUGGUUUGACCCAUCACUGUAUAACACUAUGCUAUAAUCUGGCUCACUUACAGUCUGUACAGCAGAAUUUUUUUUAAUCGAUGUGCACUGUCCUGAAUGUAAAAACAUAAAAAACAUGACUUGGCAAAGCAGUUGGAGUGUAGCACUGCUAGUCUGCACUAUUCUGAAACAGAGUAAGUCAAUAACGGCAGCCAAGAAUGUUAAAUGCGGACAUUUAUCCAUGAAAAUAUCGAGAAGCUGCUGAUAGUGUGUUUGACCGAGAAGCAGCGUGAAGGAGAUACCGUAGGGGUCCGCUGCAGUGUUUUCAUUCAAUGUGAUGUAUCAUUUUCUUCUAAAAGGCUUCAUAAUAAAAUUGUGUUAUUUCAAUUCAUUUCAAUAGCUGUUUUGCAAUACAUGUUUUUUGAGGUACACGCUGAGUUGCAGAACUCGUAUCUUGAGGUACUACUGUAUUUGUUUUAUUAUUUUAAUUAAAAGUGUUUUCCCCUACAGAUAUUAGUAGUCCAAGCUAAAUUCACAGCGCCUCUGCUGGAUGCUACCAGUAGUGCUUAUUUUGCUUAAAUUUAUCGAUUCCACAUCAAUAGUGAGCUAAUUGAUAAUGAUUAAGCUUUAAAAGGGGCUUUAAACUUUCUUGGUGUUUAGAACUCCAAAAAUAUUACACAGUCCAAAUUUAAUGUAAUCAAAUCAUCCAUCCAUUCAUUUUCUACCGCUUGUCCCUUUUGGGCUUGCGGGGGGCGCAGGAGCCAAAUAUUAAAAAAUAGGAUCAGUCAGUUAGCUUGCAUCGAUUAUGUGAUCAAAUUUUUUUUGCAACGCCCCUCCGUCUUUUUUUGGGGGGGGGGUCUUCAUUGUCAUGAUGAAGUAACUUCUGGAGGGUCAAAUUGUUGUUUUUUAAUGCAAUGUUGCAUCUUGGAGACGUUUAUAUCGAGAGAAUUCUUUACUAUUUCUAAGGAUUUUUACAGAGCACAGAAUCUGCUAUGGGUAUGGGUAUUUUUCUAACAAUUUGCAAACCUGUUUUUUGACUGUGGAUAGAACGUGUAAUUGGUGAGGUAAUGCACAUUAUCAAAGAUUCUAAUUGGUUGUACUGUAUGUACUAUGAGGGGAACGCCAGAUAGAUGUUACCUGUUUGUAUUUUUGAAAAAUGUUGGGAGGCUCUUCUGACCCCAUUGCUUUGUGCAAAGUCUUUGGAGAUUAUUUAUGUGUAUAAAAAUUUGU
Molecule: messenger RNA, 7735 nt
Organism: Entelurus aequoreus (snake pipefish)
Lineage: Eukaryota; Metazoa; Chordata; Actinopteri; Syngnathiformes; Syngnathidae
Gene: jph1a
Product: junctophilin 1a
Exons: 7
Coding region: 149-2233 (694 amino acids)
Cellular component (GO): sarcoplasmic reticulum; endoplasmic reticulum membrane; plasma membrane
Source: RefSeq, a predicted model, not a curated record